UAGUCACAUCCCUCCACCACCUCCACCUUCCCUUCACAGACAUGCAUCUAUAAAUAAAAUUGCAUGCCUCAGUAUCUUUCCUACCUCCUCUUUCUCCUCCUCAUUCAUAUUCUCUUUUAUUACAAGUUGGCAUCUUUCUUAAGCUUUGGUCAUUGAAAUGGAUUUUCUUGGAGUCUUUGUGGUCACCAUUCUAUCCAUGUUAAACACUGUUCAUGGCUAUGCCGGUGGAUGGUCUAGUGCUCAUGCUACCUUUUACGGUGGAGGCGAUGCUUCUGGCACAAUGGGUGGAGCUUGUGGCUAUGCAAAUCUUUACAGCCAAGGUUAUGGCACCAACACAGCGGCAUUAAGCACUGCUCUUUUCAACAAUGGACUGACUUGUGGAGCCUGUUUUGAGAUCAAAUGUGUAAAUGACAACAGGUGGUGUCUCUCAGGAUCCAUUGUAGUCACUGCAACAAACUUCUGCCCUCCAAAUAUUGCCCUUCCAAGCAAUGCUGGAGGCUGGUGUAAUCCUCCUUUGCAACAUUUCGAUCUUUCACAGCCUGUUUUCCAGCAUAUAGCUCACUACAAAGCAGGAAUAGUCCCUGUCCAGUACAGAAGGGUUGCCUGCAGGAAGAGUGGUGGGAUUAGGUUCACCAUCAAUGGUCACACAUACUUCAACCUUGUCCUUAUAACAAAUGUGGGUGGUGCUGGUGAUGUAGUGGCAGCGGCCAUUAAAGGGUCUAGAACUGGAUGGCAACCGAUGUCUCGCAAUUGGGGCCAAAACUGGCAGAGCAAUGCAUACCUUAAUGGCCAAGCCCUCUCUUUCAAGGUGACAACAAGUGAUGGCCGCUCUGUUAUCUCAACCAAUGUGGCUCCUCCAAACUGGUCCUUUGCCCAAACCUUCACUGGGAGACAGUUUUAACUCUCCUGAAAACUGAUUAAUAUUGGAUUCAUCAGCUCUCUUUACUAAUUGCAGAUGUUAAGUUUAUUGUAAAGUUUCUAUGCAAUGACAAUAGUGUCACCACAGGACCUUCUAGUUCUAGAGAUGGCCCUGAAUGCCUUUUUUAAUGCUGUUACAUUUCAGUAGUAAAUCAUAUAUAUCACAAUACCAACAAGGGUUGGUCCAGAGAUGGUCUCUGCCAGACCAAUCUCCAAGUUAGAAUUAUUCUGAUAACUCAUGGAGGAAGAUAAGAGAGUGUGUAAUUGCACAAGCUUCAAGCUUGUGGCUUGAAAUUUUAUGGAUAAAGUUUCAGAAUUAUUAAUUAUUAA
Molecule: messenger RNA, 1248 nt
Organism: Mangifera indica (mango)
Lineage: Eukaryota; Viridiplantae; Streptophyta; Magnoliopsida; Sapindales; Anacardiaceae
Product: expansin-A15-like
Exons: 4
Coding region: 158-901 (247 amino acids)
Biological process (GO): plant-type cell wall organization
Cellular component (GO): extracellular region
Source: RefSeq, a predicted model, not a curated record